AAAAAAAAAAAAAAAGUCAGUGUAAAGAGGUGCAAAUAUUUAAUUUCUGGAUGUUUUGUUGACUUUUUUCUUUCAUAUUUAAUUUACAUGAAGAAAAGUUUCUUUAUUUCUGUUAAGCAGAAUUUUGAUUCCACCCUUUUUUUUAAGGAGGUCAAACUCUCCUCUCCUCUCCUCUCGUUCUUCUGUCAGUUUUGUUGUUAGUCUGAUUCGGUGAAUUAAGCUCAUUGCACAGACUCACUAAUGCGUGCUCGUGUCUGCGUGAACGAUAUUUACUCUCAGAUUCUGGAGCCGCUGCCGCCCUGACCUGCAGCAGGGAAGUGCGUCCAUAUUUGUUUAAAAGUCUCUUAGCAGUUAAUAAAGAUGCGUUUCCUCCGUCCCCCUUCCUGUGGGGACGGUAUCAGGACUCUGUUAAGUCUCUUUGAUUUCCAGCAGCCUCCAAUCACAGCAGGGACCUGACUCAUCAUUGUGUCACUUCAAAGCCUGGGAAUGGCUCCCCUGACCCCUCCCACUCUGAGGGUCCCCUUAAAAGUCAUGGUCACCUCUUCCUGCAGGACUCGGAUAAAUCUGCCCCUAAAGGUCCAGACUGACCCCCCUGACUUGACUCCUCUUUGCUGGAUCUACUUCUUUUUCUUCACUUUUUUCACACAUGUGGUUGGAGAUCAGGGCCGCCUGAGCUCACAGUCUGUUGGAUAUCACUCGGAUCACUUUUGGUUCUCGGUGCAUGAACCCGUACUGAGCUGGUACCGCCGAUCCUGAAGCAUGCAGUCUAUCAGAGGUGAGUGUGACCGUCCGUAUCUGAAAAACCUUCAUGCACCAAAGAUCUGUGACUUUUAGACCGAUCGGCUCACCGCUGCUUCUGAUUCUUCCAGACCUGAAGCCGAACUUCAGCGGCCCUCCUCCCUCCUCCAUGGCUGCUGCUGGACCGGACGCUUAUCUUCAGGGUAACAUCAGGAUGACUCUGGAGGACACUGAACUCUGGAGGACCUUCCAUGAAAUAGGAACAGAGAUGAUUAUUACCAAACCUGGCAGGUGAGACUGCAGAUUAAACCGCUUUUACAAAGUUUCCCACUCUGUGAUUUAUUUUUGUACUCAUUUAUUCUCCUCCUCCUCUUCUCUGAUCUCCAGGCGGAUGUUCCCUCACUGUAAAGUCCACCUCUCCGGUCUGAUCCCCUGUGCGAAGUACAUCUUGUUGGUGGACAUGGUUCCUGAGGACGGAUUCAGAUAUAAGGUUUGUGCAUGUUUUGAUUUUGACUCUGAAAAGUUUACGUAGUCUUGACUGAGCCGUGAGUCGUGGCUUUGGCUGCAGACCACCUUCAGGACCUCCAGACUGAACCCCCCUGAUGAUCCCCCCUCCUCUCUCCUGACAUGGUACAUCAAAGAGGUCUAUCUCUUCCUGUUUUUCUAUCCCCUGCUGGGGGCCCACUGUACUACCCCCUGUCUCUGUGGGUGGUGUUGGUCGGCAGAGACUCUCCACUCAGUCGGCCCGCUCUCGCACCUCCUCUGUGGGGAGAAGGAAGACGGAGGAGCUGCGGGUCGCGUGAAUCACCUUUCUCUGUGACACAUUUUGAGCGAUGAUCUGUCUCCUGUCUCCUGCAGUGGAAUAAAGAGAAAUGGGAGGUGGCAGGAAAAGCAGAGCCUCAGCCUCCCUGCAGGACCUACCUCCACCCAGACUCUCCGGCCCCCGGGAGCCACUGGAUGAAGCAGUCGGUGUCUUUUCUCAAGCUGAAGCUCACCAACAACACGCUGGAUCAGCACGGACAUGUGAGUAAGAGGGGCUGAAUCACGACCGUGGUUUUCAUACACAGAUAUAAAAGUUCAUUCUUGUUGAUUUCAUUGUUUUCUUUCUUUCUUCCUGCAGAUUAUUUUACACUCCAUGCACCGCUACCAUCCACGCUUCCACCUCGUUCAGGCUGAUGAUCUGUUCAGUGUUCGCUGGAGCGUCUUCCAGACCUUCACCUUCCCAGAGACCGCCUUCACCGCCGUCACGGCUUACCAGAACACCAAGGUGAGGCUCCAUCUCUGCAAACAGAACUAUCAUGCACAGGUCGAAUAUCAUGCAUAUUUGAGUCACUAACCGUCUUGAUUUUUCUGCUCACAGAUCACAAAACUAAAGAUCGAUCACAACCCUUUUGCAAAAGGUUUCCGGGAGGAAGGCACCAACAAGAAAAGGUCGGUAUUACACCGCUGAAAAAGUCUAAUUCAUGCAGGAUCAGCUUUUGUGUGAUAAUGUGUAAUAAUGAGUCUGAUUUAACUCUGCAGGCGUGCAAACAAAAGUCCAGCCUGUCUGGAGAAACGCGCCAAGAUGUCCGACAUGUUGAACCGCGACUCUGAUGAAGAAAGUCCAUCAGGUAUGAUCGUAAACCUCUCGUCCUGUAACACAUUUUUUUGGAGCUGAAUUAUUUAUUUCACUUACUGAAAAACAAAAAAUCAAAAUGUCCUUAAAACGUAACAAAUCUAUUUAUUUAUCUCAUUUUAUACUCUAGAUGUUUUUGGAAACUGAUUAACUACAAGAAGACUUUUUUUUUUUUUCACUAAUUUGUUGAUCAUAUUGAUUUGAUAGAAGUUUAUAAAAGUAUGUUUUUAAUAGGAUACAAAAGGCAUUAGAGGGUGAAGCUGAUCUUUUCACCGUCACAUCCUGAACUCUUUAGUCAAACCUUCAUGUGUCUCUUUCCAGAUUUCUGCAAAUAUGAGGGUUACGACGCUGAAGAAGGAGACCUCCCCAAAAGAAAAGACGCUGAAGGGGUCAAAGAGGAACGUUUCUCUCCCUGGGCUGCAGAGAGGGACCACAGCGUGAGGACCGAGUCUCCUGCAGGGGCCGACCACAGGGACAUGUACAACACCGAGCAGCUGGUUCCUGCUCCGGCCUCCUAUCAGCCGUACAGGUGAGCGCUCGUAAAGUACAGCAACAAAAACUAAAACUGAUUCUGUCGUGAAAAACUGGAGUCUGAUCUGUGUUUUUUUUUAACCCUUCAGGUUCCACGAGUACGGGAAGUCCCCGUCUCCGUCCUCCAGCAUCGGCAGCAGCAGCAGCAGCGGAUCAGGACGCAGCAGCUUCGAGUCCAGAGUCCCCGACAUCGCCACCGUCCCCGAUCACGACUCCUCAAAGCCCCGCUCGCAGGAGAUCGGCCCCUCAGCGUGUGGCCCCCAGCACCUCCCGGCCCCCCAGGACUACACCGGGGUCCUCAACAUGAGCAUGACCCAGGCCGGCAAACCCGGAGUGAUCAGCCACCACAUCUACAGCCCCUACGGAGCCGAGCAGACCCUGGGUCAGUGGAGCGGCGCCGGACCCGCCCAGUACCCCCCUCCUCACCACCUGACCGCUGACUACACCACGCAGGCUGUGCAUCACGGCUAUCACCAUGGCAACGUGGCAGAGUGGAGUCAGUACCCGCUGUUCUCUUAUUCCUGCUGGUGAAGGGCUGAUCUGAUGGAGGCUGACUGCAGACCUGCAUGAACCCAAAAACUGUCUGAGCGAGGAGACCCUGACCCACAGGACCCAGACUCUGUUAAUGCUGACUGAAAUGUACGUGUGCUGCUCCGUGUUUGAUCGUUGGGUUGUGUAUUUAUUUUGUAUUUCAUCUCAUC
Messenger RNA from Xyrichtys novacula (pearly razorfish), 3585 nucleotides. NCBI's taxonomy places the organism in Eukaryota, Metazoa, Chordata, Actinopteri, Labriformes, Labridae. The record is from the annotation of a GenBank genome assembly.